Spirodela intermedia is the source of this 2437-nucleotide messenger RNA. The record is from the annotation of a GenBank genome assembly. NCBI's taxonomy places the organism in Eukaryota, Viridiplantae, Streptophyta, Magnoliopsida, Alismatales, Araceae.
AUGAGCCAAGGCAGCCGUAGUCCUCCAAGGUCUCGCAAAAUCCGAACCGAGCGUUUCUCCUACCGUGAUGCCCCAUACAGGAGGGAUUUCCGUGGUUCGAGGUACUCUUCCGAACAUUCAUAUCUUUUGCUACUUAUACUGUUUUUUCUUUUUAAAUAAUUCUCCGACACAUUUACUCAGAAUUAAAUUGUGACUUUAUCUGCUGUAAUUUUUAUUGAUGUUUGGGUUUGCUGUGGUUUUUCCUUCACACAUUGUUUCUUCUGACUUCAUUAGCCCUCUUGGUGGGUUUUGUACACCUUGCUGCAGAUCAAUCAAUGUGCCUACGACUCAUCCAUUGUCGUCAGAAUAUAGUUUCCCUUUUUUACGUAGCGAGUUCAAUGCCACUUUGUUUCACAUAACAACAGUGUAAAGCAUCAUACUUUUUGCGGGAAAAAUUGAAUUCGAGAAUAGGCCAUAUUAACACGAAGAAGGGAAGGCCUGGUAUUCGGGAAAAUUUUGAUUUGUAAACCAUCCCUUAUAUGGCGAACAUCUGGAGGCUAAAACAUGCACACUAGUGUCUAAUACUUACUCCCGAAUCAUGGUUGUGACCUAAUAUGUAAUUUUAUGCAUAGAUAGGUCAUUAAGGUUCUACUUUCUAUCAACUUGAAAAGCGUAAAGAAAUUUCUAUCUGGUGUAUGUUGUGUAAAUAUCAGCUAUGUUGAAUGGGCCAUGUUGGUCUUAUGAUUUCUCAUGGUCUCUGGAGAAAGCACUACCGAGAUACUAAUGUUCACAGCUGAUGAGAUCCUGCUCUGAUAUGCUAGCUAAUGUGAACAUAUUAUCUUUAAGUGUGCUUAUUUUUAUUGGACGCUUCCCCUGUUUUCGUUCCAACUAGAGACAGUCCUCCUGUAGUGUCAUUGAGUUAUCUACUUGUCUUGGCCCACUCACUUAUUGCCAAAAAAACUCUUCAUUUACAUGGUGAGAAUGCUCAGCAUAGAUUCUUCCUAUCAAAUUCUCUGUUUUUUCACAGAAAGUUCCCCCUUAUUUACGACAGGUUUCGGCUUUCCAUCUCUCUCUCUCUCUCUCUCUCUCGCUAGCUAGUAUGUAACAUGAGAUCUUUCCACCAAAACUGUACUUUCCCGACCUUCCACCGUAGUUGCUAGAUUUAGCAUGAAUUCAUAUCCCACGGGCAGUCCCUGGCCCACCAGUUUAGUUUAUGUCACGUUUAUAGAUCUCAUAUCCAUCGUUCUCGAAUCCAGAUUGGUGUUCCAUUAACUUAGGGCCGUUAAUAGCUGGUCUAAUUCCGCGAUAAAAGAGCUCUGUUUCCAAAGAUAAGAUAGCCUUCCUGGUAAAGAAGAGGAAAAAAAGGUGCUGUCAUCUAUCUCGACCAGUUUCCAUAUGAGAUGCAUGUGCCUGCUGCUCUCUGCUCCCAUAUAUCUGCAUAUGCAAAAACGGGAAGUCGUGUUUCUUCAGCAACCAUCGGAUCCUUCCUUUUUGUCUAUUCUUUUAUAUGGGUUUUCUUUAAAGGAACAGACCAUCCCCGAAAGAGACCUGCUGCGCGUUUAAAAUCCUCACUUUCUGUAAAUGAAAGGCUAUUUCUUGGUUCCCGUUAACUGGAGUGCUUUCUGCAACCAGGCGGCCCGAUUUGUGCAACAACUGCAAGCGGCCAGGACACUUCGCAAGAGAGUGCGCCAAUGUCGGUGUGUGCAACAACUGUGGCCUUCCAGGGUAAGCAAGCAUUUAUGACGAUAACCCUCGAUUCUCUUCCUCAAUCCGUAGAGAAUCAUAGAGAGAGAAAUCAUAGUUCAUCCUGGACCUUACUAUUUAUUGACUUCAUUGGCUUCUUUCUUGAGAGGGAGAAAUGAAAUGAAUGAACCCACGUUGAACUUUUGUGUGUGUGGGCAGUCACAUAGCGGCGGAGUGCACCGCGAAGGCGCUAUGCUGGAACUGCAAGGAACCGGGGCAUAUGGCGAGCGGGUGCCCGAACGAGGGCAUCUGCCACACCUGCGGCAAGGCCGGGCACCUCGCCAGGGACUGCACGGCGCGUGAGCGCCCGCCAGGGGACCUGCGGCUCUGCAACAACUGCUACAAGCAGGGCCACCUCGCGGCAGACUGCACCAACGACAAGGCCUGCAACAACUGCCGCCAGACGGGCCACCUCGCCAGGGACUGCCAGAACGAACCCGUCUGCAACCUCUGCAACGUCUCCGGCCACCUCGCGCGGCACUGUCCCAAAGCCGACGCCUUCACCACCACCGCCGCCGCCCCCGUCUACCGCAGCGGCGGCGCCUUCCCCGCCGCUGCGCGGGGAUUCCCGCAGGUGGGCCUCGGCGGCGCCGGCGGCAGGGGGGACUUCAUGGCCCCGCCGAUGAUGAUCUGCCACAACUGCGGCGGGCGCGGCCACCUGGCCUAUGAGUGCCCCUCCGGCCGCUUCCUCGACCGGGUCCUCCGAAGGUACUGA